Molecule: messenger RNA, 3117 nt
Organism: Vespula vulgaris
Lineage: Eukaryota; Metazoa; Arthropoda; Insecta; Hymenoptera; Vespidae
Product: myotubularin-related protein 10-B
Exons: 10
Coding region: 880-2847 (655 amino acids)
Source: RefSeq, a predicted model, not a curated record
UAUAAGCAACUCUUACACUAAUAUUAUAUCAUAAAAAUUUUCUCAAAUUUCUUAAAUUGUAUCAUUUCUUUCUUUUCUUUUAUGAAAGAAUUGUAUACAAUAUAAGAAGUUCCAUAUUUAUAUUUUUAUAUAUAUAAUUAAUAGCACUGAUAUACAAGAAAUUUUAUUUGUAAAAUAAUAUACUCCAUUAAUCUUUAAAAUUCUCCGAUAUUACAAUAUUUCAUUGUAAAGAGAUUUUUUUGUUUUAUAGAAUAAAAUAUAAUAGUGAAAAUUAGAAUGUAAAUAAAUCGCACGAAUAAUUGUUCAUCAGCAUAUUUAUCUCUGUUCAUAAUUUUACUAUGAAAAUAAUAUUAAUAAACAAUCACAUUUAUAUUAACAAAAAAAUUUAAAAGAUACUGCAAUCGAUCAAUAAUAUAAUUCAUUGUAAAGACCAUACGAUAACCCAUAUAGAAUUUAUUUCGUUCGUAUAAGUUAUUUUUUUCUUUUCGAAAUAUUAAAAAUUUACUUAGAAAAAUAUCCCCCUCUGGUGGAGUUUUCUGUCGACAGACGACAACUCUGCCAUCUGGUAGUAACAUAUACUAAAUAAAUAUUAUUUUAUCAAUGAUUUAUCUAAAGUAUAUUUGAUCUAUGCUAUAAAACUUUAGAAAUUUAACAUAUAUUAUGGUACAUAUAUUAUGUCUGUAUUGUCUCAUGUCAUCUUUUGCAUCUAAGAUUGAAAUCUAUAAUUAUGAUCCACAAUAAACAGACACAUCAAUUAUACAAUGCAACACUAUUAAAAUUGAGAAAAAUGAAAUAAAUGAAUAAAAGAAACACUGAAAAAUUUGUGUUUCGAUGUUUAACCAAAACUGACCUUCCUUUUCUAAAUCGACAUCAUUUUAAAUGUCAGUCAUGGAAAGUAAAAGUUGCAACAAUUUUGUAAGCUAUGUGGGAAUCGAAGAACUUGAAAUGCAGCAAAUAGAUUCUAGUCAACGUAAUUCAUUGAUUGAAAACAAUUUAAAACUCUUGCGGGGAGAAGUUCUCGUUGCUAAAGCACAAAAUGUUUUAAUGUUUUUACCGGUUGGUGAUUUAAAACAAGGAACUUCUGGCAUACUUUCUGUUACUAAUUUCAAGCUCUCUUUUAUUACAACUGAUGAUUCAAAUGGAGAGGAUAAUAAUCAUCAACAAAAUCAUUUAUAUGGGUAUACAGAUACAUGCCUGACAAAUAUUGAUGAAAUUUACUUAAUAGUAGGUGAUAAAAAGAAAAAACUUCUUCCAGGAAAUUUAGUACCGUCCAAAGUAAAAGCAAUAUUUAUUACUUGUAAGAAUUUGAGGACAUGGUCAUUUUCCUUUAAAUUUUCACCUCUUGGGCAUGGAAAAAAUAUCUUAAAUGCCUUGUUACAUCAUGCAUUUCCUAGCAGGCAUCAUUUAUUGUUUGCCUAUGAUUACACUGAACCAUAUUACAGUAGUCUUGAUAAAGGUAUCAGAUUAUUUAGAAAUAUAUCUGAUUGGCAAAAUGAAUUUGAACGUAUAUUAAGUAGCGAGAAAGCAAGUCAAGGAUGGAGAUUGUCAACUGUUAAUAUAAAAUUUCAGUUAUGUUCCAGUUUGCCACAAUAUAUCAUUGUACCAGCAUCUUUAACCAAUAGUCAGCUAACAGAUGCUGCAAAAUAUUUUCAAGGCAAUAGAUUACCGGUUUGGGCAUGGUCAAAUCAACAUGGUGCAGCAUUAGUAAAAAUACCUGAAUUAUUACCAACAAUUACUGAAAGGAUACAAGAAAACAUAAUGUUAGAAAAUAUCAGAAAAAGCCAUCCUCAUAAAUUGCCACCUAUUGUAAUUGAACUAAGUAAAGAUAUUAGUGUGAAAUCAAUAGCUGUAGGUUUCUCAAAAUUUUACAGUUUGUGUUCUCCAGAAAAUAUUAGACAACUUUGGAUACAAGAUAAUAAUUUCUAUUCGUUAUUAGAAAGUACAAAAUGGCUUAAGUAUGUAUCAUAUUGUCUAGAAAAAACAGUUACAGCUUGUGAAAAUCUUAAUUCAGGAUAUUCAGUAGUUUUACAAGAAGGAGAAGCUAGAGAUUUGUGUUGUGUUAUAUCAAGUUUAAUACAGUUAUUACUUGAUCCACAUUUUCAAACUAUCGUUGGAUUUCAAUCUCUGAUACAAAAAGAAUGGGUUGCUAGUGGACAUCCUUUUUGCGAUCGUUUAGGGCAUAUGAUGAAACCAAAUUCUGAAAAGUCUCCAUUAUUUCUUCUUUUCCUUGACUGUGUUUGGCAACUAUGUCAACAAUUCCCAGCAGAAUUUGAAUUUACUGAGACAUAUUUAACAACAUUAUGGGAUGCAGCUCAUGUGUCAAUUUUUGACACUUUCAUUUUCAAUUGUGAAAAAGAUCGUACGAUGGCAGCUACGGAUCCAAAUACACCACUUAUAUUACGUAGUGUUUGGGACUGGAGAGAACAAUUUAAUGAUCAAGAUAUCUUAUUAUUUUAUAACCCUUUAUUUAAUGCUUAUGGAAAAACUUUAACAGAAAAGACGAUCGUGAAACCAUUGUACAGUAUCUCUAAUUUAGAACUUUGGAGCCAGUGUUAUUUCCGUUGGAUACCCCCGCUCGUUAUUCAUAAUGGUGGUGGAAGUCACAUAGAUCUUUAUACCAGAUUACUUCGAAAUGAUAUAAAUCAAUUAAGACUAAGUAUAGAUAGGAGUUGUGGAUCACCAAUUGAUAAAAUAGGUAGUUAUUUACUUCAGAUGAAUAUUGACAGCUUUUAUCCAUUUAGUAGUAAAAGAUCUGGGAAUACUGUUAGUACUCCUAUCAUAAGUAGUACAAUACUUACAACUGAAAGUUUAUUGGAUGCUCAAUCCUUGAUAACUGUACCUGAUUGACUGUUCGCAAUGUAUAUAUAUCUUACGUAUGUAGGUAUAAAUAGAUUUACAGAUUUAUACCAUCCCUUUUAUAGUCAAUUGUACAGUAUCUUGUUAAAACAUGUUACAAAAUAUAUCAAAAAGAUUUAGAAAUAAGUAUCUUGAAAAUUAAUCAUAGUUAUGUACAUAACUUUGUGUAGCUGUUUUUAUAGAAACAAUCGUAAAAAUAUCAAUUUUUUUAGUAAUAUAAAAAAAAUGUAAUGAAACAUAAUAUAUAAACACUGAAUAAUU